AUGGUCACCCCCACCCGCACCAACCGCUUCCAAUCCUUCACGCCGCUCCGCACGCCCUCGACCUCCCUCCGCCGCCUCAAGACCGCCUUCUCGCCCACCCGCUCGCACCGCUCGUGCUCUCCCAGCUCCUCCACCGGCACCACAUCGCCGCUGACCCGCACUUCCUCGCCGGACUCGCACCGCAGUAGCGGCUCCAUGACCAGCAUCCGCCACCUGCUCAUGCUCCGCCGCAAGCCGUCCGUCCUCGACAUCGAGAUGGAAGAGGAGAAGCAUUUGUUCGGGCACGAGGUCGACAUGCUGGAGCCGCGACCGAGCGGGUGCGGAUUGAACGGCGGUGUGGAAGUGGGCAUCUUCGAGGUGCUUGAGGGACGCUUCUAA
Molecule: messenger RNA, 378 nt
Organism: Trematosphaeria pertusa
Lineage: Eukaryota; Fungi; Ascomycota; Dothideomycetes; Pleosporales; Trematosphaeriaceae
Exons: 1
Coding region: 1-378 (125 amino acids)
Source: RefSeq, a predicted model, not a curated record